Molecule: messenger RNA, 1187 nt
Organism: Radiomyces spectabilis
Lineage: Eukaryota; Fungi; Mucoromycota; Mucoromycetes; Mucorales; Radiomycetaceae
Product: RanBP1 domain-containing protein
Exons: 3
Coding region: 402-947 (181 amino acids)
Biological process (GO): protein import into nucleus
Cellular component (GO): cytoplasm; nuclear pore
Molecular function (GO): GTPase activator activity
Source: RefSeq, a predicted model, not a curated record
AAAAAAAAAAAAAAAAAAAAGCUCAUGCUCAGGCCAUCGAGGGAAAUGAAAAUACAAACUCCGUCAAUCAACGAGAGAAUGAAAUGGGAAUGACACUAAACAACAAUGAUCAAAGAACCGCGAGAAGAAACGAUGAAUAAAAAAAACGUUGAAAAAAAUGAGUCGCCUCAAUAGUUUGCUGAAAAAGAGCAGAUUGGAGGAUUGUCAUGAGAGGGCCAGCAGAAUAAGGAAAUAGUUUGCAUAACAGUUUACAAUACAAAAUAUACAGCCAGCUCAGUCCGAGGGAAUCCCGGCCCAACCAUUCGCAAUUUCACUUCUUCCCACUCUCCGCACCCAUCCUCAUCCAUUAAUCCAUCCAUCCUAACCCCCCCUAUCCAUCCAUCUCUUUGAAUAUAACAACCAUGGCCGAUACUGAAGAAAAGAAGAUUGUGAAGGAAGAACAGCAGGAAGAAGUUGAAGAAUCUCCUGAUGUUCAUUUUGAACCUGUCGUCACCUUGGAAAAGGUCGAUGUUAAGACUUUUGAAGAAGAUGAAGAUGUUCUUUUCAAAAUGCGAGCCAAGUUGUUCCGCUACGAAAAGACCACCAAGGAAUGGAAAGAACGUGGCACGGGUGAUGUCAAGUUCUUGCAACACAAAGAGUCCAAGAAGAUUCGUUUAUUGAUGCGACGUGAUAAGACCCUCAAGGUGUGUGCCAACCAUCUCGUCACCAAGGAGAUGACCUUGUCUCCCAAUGUGGGAUCCGACCGUUCCUGGGUGUGGAAUGUCACCGCCGACGUUUCCGACGGCGAACCCAAGGCUGAAACUUUGGCUAUCCGUUUCGCCAAUUCCGACAAUGCCAACUUGUUCAAGGAAGAGUUUGAAAAGGCUCAAAAGAGCAACGAGGCUCUCAAGAAGGGUGAGGCCAAGGAAGACGACAAGAAGGAGGAAGAAAAGAAGACCGACGCUUAAAUGGUGAAAAUGCACAAUUUAGCUCUCCAUUAAAAUAAAAAAAGCAAUCAAGACAGCACAACGAAACCAAAAAGAAAAAAAGAAAAACAGCACCUUUGCCCUUUCUUCCCUCUCUCUUUUUUUUUUUUUUUUCUUCUUUUCACCCAUCUUUCUUUCUCAACUGUAAUACUCUCUCUCAAUCUUGCUUUCUUAAUCACUAUAAUGGUUUCUUUUCUGAUCACUUUUCACAUUGAUUUUUGA